This is a messenger RNA of Fusarium venenatum, 573 nucleotides long. RefSeq lists its product as uncharacterized. The record is from RefSeq and is a predicted model, not a curated record. Lineage: Eukaryota; Fungi; Ascomycota; Sordariomycetes; Hypocreales; Nectriaceae.
AUGAAGUUCUCUGCUGUGAUUGCUCCUUUGCUCUCUCUCCCUCUGGUCUUUGCCACCCCCGGCGGAGACUACGGACAUCACCCUGAGAAGCCCAAGACUGUCACCAAGACAGUCACUCACACUGUCACCAAGCCCAUCUACAAGCCCCCGGUCACAAAGACAGAGACCGUCACCAAGAAGUACCCCGUGACCGAGACGGUUACCAAGUACAAAUGGAAGCCUCCUGUUACCAAGACUGAAUAUGUCACCAAGUGGAAGCCUCCUAUCAUCAAGUACAAGACUGUCACCAAGACCGACACCGUCACCAAGUGGAAGCCACCAGUUACCAAGACCGAGACUAAGUGGAAGCCUCCCGUGACAAAGACUGAGACCAAGUGGAAGCCUCCCGUUACCAAGACAGAAACAAAGACCAGCACGGAGACCAAGUACAUCCACAAGCCUCCUGUCACCAAGUACAAGACCGAGACUGUCACAAAGACCAUCACUGUCAAGCCAAAGCCUACCUACCACAAGCCCGGAUACGAGAACCCUGGCUACGGCGAUGGCGGCCACAAGAAGGAGUACAAGGCUUAA